Trichoplusia ni (cabbage looper) is the source of this 2929-nucleotide messenger RNA. Its product is annotated as proton-coupled amino acid transporter-like protein CG1139. Lineage: Eukaryota; Metazoa; Arthropoda; Insecta; Lepidoptera; Noctuidae. Gene Ontology annotation, molecular function: amino acid transmembrane transporter activity. Gene Ontology annotation, biological process: amino acid transmembrane transport. The transcript is spliced from 6 exons. The coding region runs from base 193 to 1572 and encodes 459 amino acids. Gene Ontology annotation, cellular component: vacuolar membrane. The record is from RefSeq and is a predicted model, not a curated record.
AGCGAGAUUGGCCCGAGUACUGCACUGUGCUAACAUCACUAUACGGUGACGACAUGAAGUAUUCAUUUCAAAUAUUCAAUACACCACACUUGAGUCUGACACUUCAUUCCAUUGUGAUAAGGGUGACUGUGAAGCGUAUGGCUCUGCAUAAUAAUUUUUAUUAAAGUACAUAUAAGCAUAAAAGUAUAAAUAAUGAACGAUGAAAAGCAACCACUGCUCACGGGACCCAGCAAUACAGUUGAUAAUCUUGAACAACCAGUAGAAUUAGUGACAGACCCAGUUUCGACUUCUAGUGAGAAACCCAAAGGUGACUACCACCCAGCUUCAGAAAGAUGUUUAGAACAUCCAACUUCCAACUUCGAUACUCUCAUUCACCUUCUAAAAGCAAAUAUUGGCACUGGAAUUUUAGCAAUGCCAGAUGCUUUUAAAAAUGCAGGUCUUGUACUUGGUGUAUUUGGUACAUUACUAAUGGGUGCAAUAUGCACUCAUUGCAUGCAUGUGCUAGUGUCAUGUGCACAUGAACUAUGCAUCAGAAGUCAGAAGCCUUCAUUAAGCUUUUCCGAUGUAGUUGAAGACUCUUUCGCAUCAGGUCCUGUUUCCUUAAGGCCAUAUGCUAAAACAAUGCGGAAUAUUGUCAAUGUAUUUCUGGUAAUAACACAAUUGGGAUUUUGCUGUGUUUACUUUCUAUUUGUUGCCACUAACCUUCAAGACACAAUGCAUUUUUUCCAUAUAAAUUUAAGUGUACAUGUGUACUUGGCUUUAUUAUUCCCGCCGAUACUCGCCCUGGCUGUGGUGAAGAACUUAAAGUACCUGACUCCAGUAUCUCUGAUAGCCUCUAUAAUGACCGCUUGGGGCCUUGUGAUAACAUUUUACUACAUAUUUCAAGAUUUGCCUCCUACCAAUACUGUGAAAGCAUUUUCUAGUUGGCAUCAACUGCCUUUAUAUUUUGGGACGGCUAUAUAUGCGUUUGAAGGCAUAGGAGUGAUCUUACCUUUAGAGAAUAAUAUGAAAACGCCAGAGGACUUUGGCGGUUGGAACGGAGUGCUGAACACAGGCAUGGUGAUCGUGGCCUGUUUGUAUACAGCCAUUGGAUUUUUCGGCUAUUUGAAGUACGGUGAACGUGUACAAGGAAGCAUAACUCUUAACCUGCCGAACUCUUUACUAGCGCAAAGCGUCCGGGCAGUGAUGGCGAUAUCGAUAUUUUUAUCAUAUUGCCUACAGUUCUACGUUCCCAUGAACAUAGUAUGGCCGUAUGUGAAAUCAAAACUUACAUCGGAACAAACACUCAAACACGGUGAAGCAGUGACUCGGUUUGUGCUAAUUUCAAUAACAUUUUUAGCGGCAGCCCUGAUUCCGAACUUGAGUGGAAUAAUUUCAUUGGUGGGGGCGUUUAGCAGCUCUGCGCUUGCGCUGAUCUUCCCACCACUCAUAGAAAUCAUGACGUGCUGGCCUGACCAGCUAGGCAAGAACCGCUGGAAGCUCUACAAAGACAUCGUGAUAAUCAUCUUCGGUGUCACAGGCUUCAUAUUUGGCACUUUCAUUAACGUAAAGAAUAUAUUUUUCGACGGAUAAACCAAUGACUAAAAAAAACAUGACGAAAUAGGAAAUAUUAACCAAAGAAUUUUAUAUAAUUGUUUUUUGUUUUAUAUGAUAAUCAUGACAAUAAUUGUGUGUAGUAAAUGUUUCAAAAUAUUUUGCUUUAUAAAAAAUAUUUACUUAGCUUAUAGGUGUUGAUUAAUUGACAAGCUCAGCUUAUUUUUACACGUUUAUUUUAUAUAGGACAUUUUUAGUAUCACUUUAUUAUAAAAAAAUGUUAAUUCAAUGGGUAUUAUUUAGAACUUGAAUUGCUAUGACUAUGAGCUUGUACGAAUUAUAUCUUGUAGAUGACUGUGUACAUACUAUGUGUGCAUUCACUUUCAUUAGAAAUUCUUUAACGCGCAUUGUGCGUGUAUUUACUGUAAGCAGCUAAACAAUAUGAGAUUAUAAUGAUGUUUACAUUCCACUGUUACUCUAAACAUAAUUAUGAUGUUGUACCUGUCGGUAUUUUUAUGUGAUCGUAGUACCUACCUAUUUUAUAUAUUAUAAUAUUAAAUUAUUUUGUUAGAUCCUUAAAUCCUUGUUUAGUUAUUUUUAAACGAAAAGUCUAUUUACUGUAACUAAAUUAAGAAAUAUAUUAGAAAGUAAAAAUAGAAUCUAUGUAAAUAUUGAGUAUCGGAACAUUCGAAUGUUUAAAAUAUAAUUGUUUAUUGCAUUUACUGUGGGUGCUUAUGUAGUUCAAUGUGUUUUGGUCUCUUUAAUAAUUGUGAAUUUGUGAAUUAUGCUUUAUAAUGUAAUGCAUUGUUUUAUUAGCAGACUUGUUGUAUACAACUCAAAAUAGUAUGUGUCGUAAAGUUGUUGAAUCGUCGCCGUCGUGGGCAAGUUAGUUGAAAUUCAUAAAAUAUUAGAAACAUUAACAAGUCUGUAUGAGUGUUCACUUUUAAAACAUCUGAGUAUUUACUAAUAUUAUAAUAACUCGCGAAGUGGAUUUAUGUAUUUAUUUCAUAACGGUAAGACUCGCGAUUCUUCCUCGGCGUCAGCCCAUAUCCCAACCGGAUUUAUUACUCAUGUUUGUUCCGGUAACUUGUCGAGCAAUCCGGUAAAUACGCGAAGUAAACCGUUAUAAAAUAAAUAAUCGAAAUCUUUGCCCAUGAGAGCCAUAAUUUCUAAGUAAAUUUCAUAAAUGGUAAGCAAUGUAAAUCUUCACAUUUUAAUUAUUUAAAAAGCAAGCUAUAUUAAUGCUAUAAAUUAAAGAUCUGUAAUCGUUUACUAUUUACGCUCUUACGAAUGUGUGUAGAAUCUGUUCAUAAAUCUCAAAUAAUUCAUAAUUAUUGUUUGCCUAUUUAGUGGUGAUGUACUUAUGUCAACAAAAUAUAGAUAAUGAUGCAAAUGA